CGGAUAUCUCUGCAUGGCAUGUCAUGUGGACUGGAAAGAAGUCCAAUGCCUCUACCUUACGUAUGACCACUAACAUAGCGUGGCGAUUGUAGCCGUGCACUCAGUCGAGAGUUGCGUUAUCUAGUUUGACUCACCAGCCGCUUGUGCGCACUGACCAAUAGGAAACGAGUCUUACGAGGGUCGGCCCUCAGCAGAGCUCCGUGCUAGCGCGGAAGCUUGCUCAGGCGGUGCAGGGCGUACCUCUGCGCUUAUGCGCGUUGCGUUGCUUCGCUUCCACCGCAGGCCACUUUCCUGGUCGUUUGCCAUGACGUGCUUUCUAUGGGACACUGCCGACGAGUAUAAAUGUGUUUCCAAGUAGGAACGCAUUUUCCCAUCUUGUUCGAUAUGUCUCUUCCCGUACCUCAACUUUUCCAGCCGAUCUUGGUGGGCGACAUGCAGCUCAAGCACCGCAUCGUGAUGGCUCCAUUGACGCGGAAUCGCUCUGAUGAUGACCGCGUUCCUUACGAUCCGCUCGUCAAGGAAUACUACGCACAGCGGGCCUCGCAACCAGGGACGCUGGUGAUCUCAGAAGCGAUAUUCAUCGACGAGCGCGCGAGCGGAAUGCUCAACAUUCCUGGGAUGUGGUCGGAGGCUCACAUUGCGGCGUGGAAGGAGAUCGUCGCCGCCGUGCACGCGCAAGGCUCGUUUAUCUACAUGCAGCUGUGGGCGCACGGCCGUGCAGCCCAGCCAUCCACUCUGGGCGUCAACAACCCGUACGUAUCCGCCUCCGACGUCGCGCUCAGCUACCGGCCUGCGGACGACAUCAAGCCGCGUCCAUUGACCAAGACCGAGAUUUCCGAAUAUGUGGAACUUUACGUGCGAGCCGCGAAAUAUGCGGUGCAUGAUGUUGGAUUCGACGGUGUAGAGGUCCACGGUGCGCACGGAUAUCUGAUUGACCAGUUUACACAAGAUGUGAGCAACGUGCGGUCGGAUGAGUACGGAGGGAGCAUCGAGAAUCGGACUCGAUUUGCGCUUGAGGUCAUAGAUGCUGUUGUUGCCGCUGUUGGCCCCCAGAAAACGGGCUUCCGCAUCAGUCCCUGGAACCCCUACCAAGACAUGCGCAUGAAGGACCCCAAACCCACCUUCUCUUAUCUCCUGGAGCAGAUCAAGGCGCGCCAUCCCGACCUGGCUUUCCUCCACGUCAUCGAGCCGCGGAUCGAAGGAGAGGAUAUUCUUGCCGACGACACCCUUCCCAAGGGAGUGAGCAAUGACUUCAUCCGAGAUAUUUGGACGUCUUCUGGCUCGCGUCAACUGAUCUCUGCCGGCGGCUAUACCCGUGAAUCAGCCAUCCGGGACGCCGAGAAAGGCGAGCUGAUAGCCUUCGGGAGAAAAUUCCUUGCGAAUCCCGACCUGCCCUUGCGAUUGCUACAUGACUACCCUCUGAAUCAGUAUGACCGCAACACUUUCUAUGGCGAAGGCUUCCCCGAUCCAAAGGGUUACACGGAUUAUCCCUUCUACACGCCCGAGAACCAGCUUGUGUGAUGCUGUGGACAAGGUCUUUCACCGUAGACCUCUUGGAGUCUUGUGCAGACAGAUUUUGUACGGAACUUCUAUGACUAGCCAAU
This is a messenger RNA of Mycena citricolor, 1604 nucleotides long. The record is from the annotation of a GenBank genome assembly. NCBI's taxonomy places the organism in Eukaryota, Fungi, Basidiomycota, Agaricomycetes, Agaricales, Mycenaceae.